UAUACUGUCAUUUGUUGAUAUCGCUUAAAUUUAUUCAGUAUUAUAUCCGGUAAAUCUUUUGAAGAUUACUAAAAUUUCUUUACUGGUGUGUCUGAAUCAUGAAAGGACCAUGAAAGGAUAUCCAAUUAUAUUAACCUGUCAUCCACUUUUUGUAAUAAUUGUAAAACUUUUGUUGAUAUAAAUUUAUAUUUGAGAACGGUAAGCAUUUACUGUAAGAUAAAAGUGCGCGUCUACAUCAGAAAUGAUUAAUAUAUGAAUGACAGUUGUGAAAUAUUUAUUAAACUGUAGGACUAGGAGUACCAAAAUCUGCAAUUGGGCAUCGCUUUGAAGAAGAAUGGCAGAUGCACAAAAAAGUUCGGGCUCUAUAAAUUGGGUGAAAUGUGCUCUCGGGUUCCGAUAUCUGAAAAAUGGAUUGGAAGGAUGUUGUGAAGAAAUUGCCACAAAGCAACAUAAAGAAAUACUAAAUGAUAUAAAACAAAACAAGAAGUUACUUAAAUUGGUUUGUGGGCAGUGUAGUAUUGAUACAUUGAAGCCCGAUCAUGUUCAAAACAUGUCGAAACAUUGCCCCCUUGGACAAAUACAGUGCAACUGCCAAAGCCCUAGGGGGAAGGUCUCUUGCAGAAACAAGAUAUGUGGCGCCAUAUAUGAUAAAAUCAUUACCCAUCAUGCUUCCGUUCCUCCAUCACCGAAUUGGAAAAAUACCAACUCUCAUAGUUGGUGCACCAGUGCAUGGGAAAUUGCUAAAUGUUUUAUCCCCGAGGAUGGCUACAAGCAGACGAAAUCAGCAUUUGAUACUGACUGCGCUGGGUUACUGUCGAUAAUCAUAAACGACCUAGACUUUGGAGGCUGUAUGCUGCAGACGGAUUCACUUACUCAGCUAAAGCGGGCUAGAAAUGAGCUGAUCUAUUCAGCACCACAUGAACUUGAUGAAAAGGAUAACAACAAAUACCUUGACAUUAUGAUAGCAGUACUUAAAGAUGUUCCAAAACUCAACACUCGAAUGGAGUCAAAAGCGGCUAUGAGAAGAAUUAAAAAAUUGAGAUCAGGGAGAUACUGCUAUGAUUCAGAGGAUGAAAUCGAUGUUCUAGAGGACAGUUGUGAAAGUAUUAAGAACGAACUACUUCGCAGGGUAGGGGAUAUACUUCAGGUCCAGUUGAAAGCAAUGGACAACCUUAAAGCGUUUAGAUUGAGCGAUAUGAGUAGGCGUGAAAUAACUCAAGCUACGCAGUACCUUAAAGACAUUUGGAGUAAAGCUGAAAUAUCGAAAAGGCAGAAACCGUCAGUGGAGGUGUUCAAGGACAUAACACAUUUGGCUUUACGACCACCACCGGAUCAGUUACGACAAAGAGACCAGUUGACUGGUUUUCAACACAAAACAUUAGCCUCAUUCCAAAGUAUGAUACAGCAAAAAUACUCCGAAUCUGUAGAAAAAGUUCGUAUGACGAAACAAGAGCUUGAUGAGAGUACCAGUCAGAUUGCGGCACUUUGCGAUCUCGAAGGACUGUUUCAAUCCUGUAUGGAAAGACUUAGAUUUUUGAAGCAAAUUGGAGGUAACAGGAAAACAUACAAGCAUGUCAUUGAUAUGAAUACUUCAUUAUCUAUGCCAAGCACUUCAUCGGCUUCAGAACCGUGCGCAAAUGUGAAACAAUUCCUGGUUAAAGACAACUGUUUUCCAAGAUAUGAAUACGCCAUGGAAAAUAUAAUAGAUAUUCUGAAGCGAUACAAAACAGUUUUCAGCUUAAAGAAUGACGUAGAGCCGGUAUCCAGAUGCAUUGCCAUUUACUUUUGUAAAGCAAACAAUGAGAUAGAUUUUCCAUGUAAUAUUAAUGACAUAGUUCCUGAGCAUAGCAACAAGGAAAUAUGCCAUGAAAGAGAAUUCAGUUACUUUAGUGAUUGCCUAGGAAAGAGAGACAAGUCGAUGUUUUCCUUGUUUCUAGUAUCUGGUAACAUGGAAGAGUUAUGGGAAUCCGAAAGUCACCAAGAAGCCAUUGAUUUGAUUUGUGCUCGUUCCGAAAGGGAGGCCCGGGCAAUUUCAAAACGCCAGAGUGUACGUUCACGAGAAAAUGUUCUGAUCAUACGGAAGGAAACUGCACGGCAACAAAUAGAAAAAUAUUUAGAAAAGGGUAUAUUUCAAUGUCUCAACCCUGUUUGCGAAGCUUUGUUAAAUAGCAUAGAAUGUGCUAGAAGAAAUGAAAAUAUUGUUGAUAACAGUACCUUUGCGACGAAGAUAAAGUCACCGGUGAAACCUGGUUCAAAGAAACGUAAAGGAAAGUGCAGAAAAUUCGAAAUCACCGGCAACGAAGAAAAGUCAAAGAAAAUGAAAAUAUCGGAAGGAAAGAAGACAACGGAAAAGACUAAAGAUAGACACGGAAACAGAGAUCAUGCAAUUAUGACACAGACAGCAGAUUUAAAUAGAAGUGCUGAAGGCAGAAAGAAGUCGGCGUCAGAAAAGAACCCAUUUUCAAAGCAUAAUACAGCAAAAAAGUUCACCAUAUCAUUUCAAGGUGAAGGUGAAGGGCCCCAACAACUUUCAAAUUUAUUGGAAGUAAACGAGGAAGUACUUCGUUCAGUCAAUGAACAGACAAAGGAAUGUCUUCUUGAAGAACUGAUUGGUUUAUUCAAUAUGAGCGAUGUUAGUGUACAGGAAAUGCUGAAUAUUCAACAACAUAGUCAAAAGAUGGAUUUAGAAACGCUUAGCAAAGACUUGUUUGCACAAUGCCCAGCUGUAACUGGAGUAGGAUACCGGAUGCGGAAACUUCAAAUUGCUGUUAAAGAUAUUCAGAACUUUGACAAGGCCGAGAAGAGUACAGAAAUUUGUCAAAUUCUGAAACAACAUAAUGUCAAGGAUUACGAAAUAGUAACCAUGUCACUAAAGACAUAUUUGACACCAGGGGAUGAAAUAUGUGUUGCUCAGAAUCGAGGGAGUUUCGGCUGCUUCGCAAAAAUGCAAGAUAGGGAAGAAAGAGGUGAAACUGCUUGUGGACUUCUGUCCAAACAUGUUGCCACUACAGAUCAGGAAAGAAGUGAGAUAUUAGCAAAAAAUGAUGGUCAGUUUAAGAGAAUUGGACAUAUUUUACAAGAAACCAUUACCGACGGAGGUCUCGAUAUCGCAGCAGCAACACUUUCUAUCCCUAUAGGGGAAUGUGAAACAAGAUUUAAAUCGCUAAGAGGUAGACCGCAGGAGACAGGAAGGGGUAGAUUGUUUGAAACGGAGAGAUUAAGAGGAAAUAAGGUACAUAUGUGGGGAGCUGUUUCUAAGCCAGGCAAAGGUAUUAUAACAGUUCCAGAUUAUAUUUGUAAAGGGAUGGACCAUACUCUUAUUCAAGUAGAAGAUAUCGUUGACGGAGAACAAAACGUGGUAGAUAGGUUUGCACAACCGGGUGACAGCGGGGCCGUUACAUGUGCAGAUGAUCCAGGGCAGAGAGUUGUACACCCUGUUUCAAUGAAUAUCGGAUGCAUGAACUAUAAGGAAGUAGAAGAAGACAACAAAAACGAAGUAAAAACUAAGAGGGGCAAGUAUCUAACAGUGCCGUUACAGAGUGGUCUUGAGCAGCUUAGCCAAAGAACAGGAAAGAACUUUGAUUUGUUUUGAGGUUUUCCACUUUUUAUUUCAUUUAUUAUUAUUAUUAUUUUUUUUUUAUCAUCAUUUAUCGACCAGUUCGAGUUUUUCAUAAUCUGACAAGUUUACAUUUCUCUCAACAGUUUCAUAUCCGAUUCAUAUAUGAUUUGCAAAAUGGUUAAAGGUGAUAUAAUAACUAUAUCUAUUCUCUAUCCCUCUUAUUCCGUUACCGUCAUUGCAUAAAUUAUCACCAAAGAAAGCGUUGUCGGUAAAAAGCUUCACGGAUUUGAAGAAACAGCGUUAUAUCUACAAAUAUACAAAUCGGUAAUCAGUCGUUUUUUUUUUCAGAAAGUGUGUAAAACAUUAUUAAUAUGGUUUACUUGCUGUGAAGAUAUAAACCGUCUAAAAUAUGUAAAAAUAAAGACCCUUGAUGUGACUGUUUUCUGCUCCUUUAACAUACCAUUGAUUUGAAAUUUAGGACACAUAUAGUAACUAUGUCCUCCAAAAGUGUGGGGAGACAUAUUGAUUCAGUGGUGUCCGUCUAUCUGUCACAAAUAUUUUUCCACGCGACUCAUACGACGCCAGAGGACGAAUUUACACUAAGCUUUACAAUUAGUUUGAUUAUUGCCGAGCAUAAUUGUUCAUAUUGUCAGAAUUUUCCAGUUAUGGCCCUUGAUUGUGUAAUUUUAUCACAUUUUUUCCACAUUUCUUUUAUCAUGUCCACCAUACCUUACAAGAGUAAUCAGUUCCAAGUCUCAAUGAGCAAAUUGUUUGCAUUUCCCGACUCAGAAGAUUUAUGAUUCAUCAAAUUUUAGGAUUGGUUUUGCCACUUGCAUCAUUUGUUUUUGACGGAUUUCCACUAAAACUUACAUGACUGAUCAGUACCAAACCUUCUUCUGCAAAUUGUCGGUACAUUUCGUUUGUAAUAUUCGACCUUGUUCGGACAACUGCUCUAUUAUCACAAGGAGGAAUAACAUUUAAUUUCACAAAGUGGUUAUUGCUAAUUCUAGUUGUAUAUAUUAUGGGCGUGUUCUGGUUUUUCAGCAAAGUUAUGGUCCUUGCUUUGUCAAAUUUUAUUAUGUUUAGCCACUUUUAUUGUAUAAUAAAGCAGGUUUUAAAAUCUUUUCAAACAUUACUGGAGCAAUCUAUACUUACUCUGCAUAUAAUUGGCAUUUUCAGUUCAGUGAUUAUCAGCAAAAUUAUAGCCUUUUACUAGUGCCCUACUGGUUGAAACCCAGUUUCGGGGACUAUAGGAUUGCGCUUUUCUGUUCGUCAUUCCGUCCGUCCGCAAUUUCGUCCGGUCCAUAAUUCUGUUAUCCAUCAAGGAAUUUUGAUAUUACUCUGCACAAGUGUCCGAUGUAUCAUGCGCAAAACUAGGACCCCUAGUGCAAAGGUCAAGGUUAUACUUGGAGGUCAAAGGUCAAAAGGGCUUUUUACCUUUCCGAUCAGUAACUAGCCGUCCUUGAAGAGGUUUUAAUAUCACUAAGCACAAAUGUACCCCAUGAUUAGUCGAUGUGUUAUGCAUAAAUUCUGAUCCCUACAUCAAAGGUCAAUGUCUCACGUGGCAGUCUUAUGUUAACAUAGCAUGAAGAAAGUAUGUUUCAUGUCCGAUCCAUAACUCUGUCAUCCAUGAAGAAUGUACAAUUUCACUAAGCAUAAAUGGUCCCUGUAAUCAGACGAUGAAUUAUGCGCAACACCCAGAACCGUAGCUUAAAGGACAAGAUCACACUUGGAAAUCAAACGUCAAUAGGGAUAUUUUCCUCCAUGGUCCGUACCUCUGUCAUGCAAAACAGGAUUUAAAUGUCAGUUGGCACAAAUAUUCCUCUAGAUGAAACAACGUGUCAUGCGCAAAACACGGACCCGUAGCUGAAAUGUCAAGGUAACAAUUGGAGGUCAAAUGCCAGCAGGGAUUUCUUCCUGUCCGGUCUUUAACUCUACAAUCUUUAAAGGAAUUUUAGUAUUACUCGAAACAAAUGUACUCAAUUAUAAGACGAUGUGCCGUGCACAACACCCCCCAAAAAAUCCAGCUCAAAAGUCAAAGUCUCUCUUGGAGGUGAAAUGUCGAUAGGUUUUUAGUAUGCGUUCAUUUUAACUCUUAUCGAGUACGCAUUUCGUAUUUAUCCGUCAAAAGAUAACCGGCGUGUAUGCCGAGGAUCGCAUAAAUGCGCUAUCUGCCUGAUAGUACUGUAUGCCGCGUGACGUGGUUUUACGUUUGUAAGAGUACUAACGAUUGGACUGCUAUCAAAGUCAACCAAUGAAAUAUUUUACACUAAAGAUUUAUAAACCCGGAAACAAUCGAAACAAUCAAAAUAUUUAUUAUUUAAGCAUGUAUUUUCAAUAUACUCACCACUAAAUAUCGAAACUAGAAAGUUAUUUCUAGGUAUUGCCUGUUUUAUCUUCUCAUUCUAUUAUACUUAUAUGUCUUUCUUUUUGAUUCAGUAUUUUUAAUUUUAUUAAAUAAAGCAUAAUUCUGUUCUUUUAUAAUGUCAUUUGCUUUAAGGUUUAGCAAUAAAAGAUAUCUGAAUAAAUAUUAAAUAAUCAAAUAAGGGCUGUUUUUCUAUGUCAAAUCUUUCUUGAAUAUUGCAGUUUUCCAUAUUCGUGUUACUUCAGUAGCCUGUGAAACAAUUUUGCAAAUUAAAAUAGUAGUAAAUUUUAAAUUAUUGAAAAGAUCAUAAAUUGUAGUAUCAGAUGUGAACAUUUCAGUUUUAUUCAUCUGUUAUAAACAGAUGUUUGUCUCUAAUAUUGACCAAAGGAUGCCUAGAUCUUAUCGAUUAUUGAUUAUUAGUGAAAAUCCACAGGCAUACAAGGCAGAUGAAUUGAUAAGUGGCUCAGGAAUGUAUCGGAGAAUUGAUGCAAGUAAUUAAGCGGCGAUAUGAUUGCAUGUAUUAAUGAGUUAAUGAAACAGACGCAACCCACUAUCUCUAAUUAAAGGUCAAGGUCACUGUCGGAGAUAAAAUGUCAAUAGAUUAUUUUUUCUUUUCUGGUCCAUAACUCACAAAUGUUCCCCAUACUAAGACAAUGUGUCAUGUACAAUAUCCAGACCUCUAGCACAAAGGUCAAUGUCACACCCGAAGGUCAAAUUUCAAAAUUGAUCUUUCUUCCCCCAGUCUGUAAAAUAUUUUAUAUCAGCUCAUGUGUCAUAUGGACCCAAUUAAAAACUGAUGGUGUAUUUUCUUCAGAAUUACUUCCCUUUAAUAUGAUUUCUUACAUUUUUUCUCAUAUUUCCCACUAAUUUCAAAAUGAAAUGUUACCAAAAUUAGAAUUAGAUAUUCUGUGACAUCUGUGUAUGUUAUAAAACAGUCAACACCAGUUCCUGUAGAUUUUUGUACAUGCAAAUUUUAAUCCAAGCAUAGUGUUAUAACAUAUUGUAUAUAUAGUGCAAUAUUGUUCAUACAUCAUUGACAGAUAUCUGUUAAUUAUGUUAUAUUGCAGUAGAGAAAAUUAGGUGCCUUCCAGAUAGAGACCUUGUAUUGGCAUGGCAAUUGUUUGUCAAAAUUUUAUGAUAUUCUGGUAACUUCUCUUACACCAACAGGCAGAUUUCUACCAAACCUUAGACGAAUUAUCACUGCCAGGCCUAGUUAUAUAUUCAUCAGCAUGUUUCGGUUCAGUGAUUUUCGUCAGAGUUAUUGAUUUGAUAUAUUUAUAAUAUUUACAGUAUUUUUGCUACUUGCUGUAUACACUCAGGCUGAAUUUCAUUAAAAUUCACGAGUGAUUACUGUGAAUUUAGCUGUUCAUGUUAUCCUCAUGUUUUGAUUAUUAUGAUUUUCAGCGCAGUCACAUUCUUUUAUCUGUUCUAUUUCUCAUAUGCUACUGAUUGGAAUUCAACCAAACUCCACAGGAGUUUUCGCUGCAAGGCCUAUUUUUGUUACCGCUGGAAAGUUAUAAUUCGGUCGUUUUAGAUGGUCCUUUAUUUGUGGCAUUUUAAAGUUUCUGCAUAGUAAAUGGUGGGAAACAUUUUCCGUGAAAAUCAACUUCUAGUUUUAUUAUGAUGAUACCCUUGAAUAUACUCCUAUAAAAUAUUUUGUUAACGAUAAGGAAGUAAUUGUAUCAUCGUGUAGAUGUUGGUGUGUUUCUUAUUGCAAAUAAUUAGGAGAAAGUACAUGUUUAUAAGGCAUCCAUGGCAUGAUUUUGAGGAAUUAAGCUGAAAUCUGUGUUAUGUUAAGAUGACUGCUGAUAUCUUGUUAUAUAAAUUAAUAUGUUAAGAUGAUCUUAUUCCAAUUUUAAUAUAUUAACCAGACAUCUUUUAUCAUGUUAUUCUUUUUUAUCUGAAGUGUAACUAACUGAUAGACCAACAACUUCUGCCUAUGUUUGGACUGUUAAAUAAAUUGAUUAUGGUGAACGUUUAUUGUAAAGUACUGCACACUAUAAUUUCUGAAUAACAAGACUAGAAGUAUUAACGAAGAUCCCCAUCAUCCAAUCGGAUAAGCGAUUGUUCUUCAGUUGACUGGACAGGUGUGUGUGCGUGCGUGCGUGCGUGCGUAUGUGUAUGUGUAUGUUUUGUUUCGUUUUAAAAUAUUUAGAGGAAAUGCUAUCAAGCAACAAACCAAACAAAAGUAUUGCAGAUUUGUUGGUUUAUAAGUCUGAGAGAGCAAAUGAAAAUUGAUGAAACACUCAUUACGUCCACGGACGUAUGUGACCUAUUUUUCUGAACAGUAUUCCAGCUUUCCUUCCUUGUUAGCAAUGUCUGGUCAUUGAGUCUUGUUAUUGACUGGUGUAUUAUGUAUUUGAUACAUUCUGCUGAUAAUAAGGCUGUUAAACACAAUCUAUUUGUUUUCAUGUCUAUCUUAUUUUGAUAAGCUAGCUGAAAUUGUUAUAGCAAAGAUGACUGCUGAUAUAAUCAUAUAACUCAGUAUAUUUACAUGUUUUUUUUUUCCAUUUCUUGCAUACUAACCAGAAACCAUUAUCAUGUAUUUAUUAUAUGUUUUCUAUACCUAAAAAUUGACAAAUUGAUAGAACAAUAACUUCUGAUGGUUGUUAAAUACAGUGAUUAUUGUGAACGUUUAUUGUAACAAUUGCGUAGCAUAAUUUGUGGUGAAUAAAAGGACUAGAAGUAAUCACGAAUAUCCACAUAAUGCAAUCGAGUUUUGGGUUGUGAGAAACACUCAUGAUGUUCUCAGCACGGACAUAUGGGGAACCAAUUUCUAUGUUCUUUUUGUGUAUGACAUGAAGUGUCGUUGAGUUAAAAAAAAAGUUUGACUGAUCAAUUAUUACCUUAUUGAAUAUUGCUCAUUUAGCUGUUCUUUGAUUUCUUUUUAUUUCUUUACGUCUUUUUUUUCUUUCAACGUGUCUUAUAUAAGCUCAAUAACUAAGCUACAAAUUUAUUGUUUAUAUUUUUACGAGUAUACGUUAUACAGUCUAUCAACUUCCACAUUCUUAUUAAACACUUUAGUGAAUCUUCUAUUGAAAAAGAUUGAUUUUAGUAAAUAUGUUUUGAAAAAUGUUCCAAAUACGUAUGGUAUCUUUCUACUAUAUUCUACAUUUUUAUAAUAACAAAUUUUCGUUAAUUAUGACUAGUAGCAAUAAAUGACUUUCAGCUGACACUUAAAAGAAGACGCAAUUUAAGAAAACACGUUACUAAUAAGUUGAUAGGUCUGUGAUUUAUAUUCUGUGAUUCUAUUGGUAGCAUUGUCUUGUUCGUAUGACAUUAUUGUGUAUAAUUAACUUUAAACAUACUGUGUAAUCUAUCAAUUCAUGAGCAUAAAAUUUCAUGAUGUCGGCAAAAUGACCAUUUCGUUGGCACAUAAAUUCAUGAAUUUUAUAUGUUGGAUUGAUUCAAGACUAUUAAUGAUUUCACAAAUUAUGUUAAUGAAAUUUGUGUUUGAAUAUUCUUCAGUUUUGAUUUAGAUUAAAAUGCGUUGUGUUAAUAACCAUUAAUAAUAAAGAUGAGCGUGCUA
Molecule: messenger RNA, 9453 nt
Organism: Mercenaria mercenaria
Lineage: Eukaryota; Metazoa; Mollusca; Bivalvia; Venerida; Veneridae
Exons: 10
Coding region: 335-3592 (1085 amino acids)
Source: RefSeq, a predicted model, not a curated record